AUGGAUGAACUUACGAACUUCCUAGCGCAAACCCCACGUAUUCACUAUGCCACUCCUUCGUCACCGGACUAUGACACUUUACGUCCAGGAUAUGUGCUCGAUCACGCCAAAAUUCCAGCGAUGAUUGUUCGACCUCGUUCAGCCGACGAUGUUGCGGCUUUGGUUACUGUUCUGAAAGCAAAUGGGCUCCCCUUCUCCGUUCGGGUUGGUGGUCAUGACAUGUUUGGUCGAUCGCAGGUUCAUGAGGCGAUCACUAUAGAUCUGCGCGAGAUCGCCUACGUUCACGUGGACCCUGAAACACACACUGCACGACUUGGUGGUGGAGUACUGUUCAUGGAGGUACUCAAAGAAUUGAAGCAACAUGGCAUGGUGGUGCCUCAUCCUGUCAUUCCGGGGGUGGGAUUCGUGGGCUGGGCAACCCAUGGUGGAUACGGUCUACUCAGCGCUCAGUAUGGAUUUGGAGUAGAUCAGAUCCUGCAGGCACGACUCGUCGACUCACAAGCUAUGAUCCGUGAUGCAGACGAAGAUAUGUUGACUGCGAUUCGCGGCGGGGGAGGAUCUUUAGGCAUCAUCGUCGAGCUCACAAUCAAGGUGUAUCCCUUGGCUCAGGUCCUUGCAGGUGUUAUCACGUAUGAGUCCAGUGACAUAUCAACGACCAUAACGCGAUACAAUGAUGCAUGGCGUCAACAGAAAGAAGGCAUUCCAUCCAGCCUUAGCCUUUUCCAAUGUAUCGGAAACACCCCGACAGGCAAAAGAUUUUCAGUUCUUUUCGUUUGGGCAUCUACAGACAUUGAAUCUGGAAAGAUAUGGUUGUCCAAAGUCAGCUCCUGGACACCUGUGGCCGUGAGUACCGUUGCGCCGACUGAUAUGAUGGCUUUCAACGAGGGUGCUCAGCGCAUUUGUCAUGCUCAUGCCUACGGCCUGUGUCUCACUCUCAAUCUACGUCAACUGACAGCUGAAAUCGUCGCUGUCAUCAGCAAGUUUGCGGCUUUGAAGCCCAGCGACCCUUCGACCAUGUUUGCGAUACAUGAGUUGCGCGCUUGCACUCCACAGCCCAUAAGGAAGAAUGUCUGGGACACUCGUAGCCCGCACUUUGUUGUUGAAAUAUUGCCGACUGUUCUGGACGCAGACAGGCUGAACGAAGCACUUGAAUGGGCUCACAACUUCUACGAUGAAAUGAUGGGCACCAAAUCAUCGAACAUUUUGCCAUCAACCUAUCUUCCACUUACUGAGCCGAAGAAGGUUGACAUGAAGACUAUGUAUGGGAAUAAGUACGAGACGCUAGAGCGCAUCAAGCAAGAGUAUGAUCCAGAUAAUGUGUUCAAGCAUACUUUGGUUCAGUUUUGA
Penicillium antarcticum is the source of this 1347-nucleotide messenger RNA. RefSeq names its product FAD-binding oxidoreductase. Gene Ontology annotation, molecular function: FAD binding; oxidoreductase activity. Bases 1 to 1347 code for a protein of 448 amino acids. NCBI's taxonomy places the organism in Eukaryota, Fungi, Ascomycota, Eurotiomycetes, Eurotiales, Aspergillaceae. The record is from RefSeq and is a predicted model, not a curated record. The transcript is spliced from 2 exons.